AUGGCAGCACUCUCAGAGGAGGUGUUGCUGGUGGUUAAGAGAGUGCGGCAGAAGAAACAGGACGGAACGCUGUACCUGAUGGCCGAACGCAUCGCCUGGGGCCCCGAGGGCAAAGAUCGCUUCACCGUCAGUCACCUGUAUGCUGACAUCCGCUGUCAGAAAAUCAGCCCAGACGGCAAAGCCAAGAUUCAGCUGCAGCUGGUCCUACACACUGGUGAAAGCACCACCUUCCACUUUGCCAAUGAAAGCAGCGCUCUCAAGGACCGCGAUGCCACCAAAGACCUGCUCCAGCAACUACUGCCCAAAUUCAAAAAGAAAGCCAACAAGGAACUGGAGGAGAAAAACAGAAUGCUGCAGGAGGACCCUGUGCUGUUCCAGCUGUACAAGGACCUGGUGGUGAGUCAGGUGAUCAGUGCUGAGGAGUUCUGGGCCAAUCGGCUAAGCCUGAACUCUGUUGACCACUCCCUCUCCAACAACAAGCAGGAAGUGGGCAUCUCCGCAGCUUUCCUGGCGGACAUCAGGCCGCAGACAGAUGGCUGUAAUGGACUGAGAUACAAUCUGACCUCUGACAUCAUCGAGUCCAUCUUUAGAACCUAUCCCACAGUGAAACAGAAGUAUGCCGAGAAUGUUCCUCACAACCUGACGGAGAAAGAGUUCUGGACUCGGUUCUUCCAGUCGCAUUACUUUCACCGAGACCGGAUCAACACCGGCCUGCAGGACAUCUUUUCUGAGUGUGCCAAACAGGACGAAAAGGGCUUGAAGUCUAUUGUGGGCCAAGGAGUGAAAAACCCAAUGGUAGACCUGUUGGCACUGGAGGACAAAACGCUGGAUGAGGGAUACGGGUCGUCCUCCACCCCCUCCACUUCCUCGUCCAGCUCCACCAAAACAGUGAAGGAGAACAGUAACUUGGCCAUUAUCAAACGUUUCAACCAUCACAGCGCCAUGGUACUGGCAGCCGGCCUGCGUAAAGUGGACGCUCCCAAUGACCAAGCCAGUGAAACCAGUAGUACAGAUGGAAACUCAAGAGACUCGGAUUUCUUUCAGCCGCCCAUAAAGAAGGUAAAGUUACAGGAGGCCAUUGAGUAUGACGAUUUGCAGAAUGAAUCUGGACCCAAAACAGUUGCUCUAAAUUUAAAGAAAUCUGACAGGUACUCUCAUGGCCCUGUGCCUCUGCAGUCCCACCACUACUCCACCAGCCAGGACAUCAUCAAUUCUGUCAGCCUUAUUCAACACGAAAUGAGCAACUACAAACCCUGCCUUACACAGGUGAUGUCCAGCAGCGCUGCCAGCUCUGCUAUCACUGCUCUGUCUCCAGGGGGAGUGUUAAUGCAAGCCGCAGUGCAACAAACCAUGAACCAGCUGGUGCCCACAGACGUACAGACUGAACUGAAGCACUUAUACACGGCCGCUGGGGAGCUCCUCCGUCACUUCUGGGCCUGUUUCCCAGUAAACACCCCCUUUCUGGAGGAGAAGGUGGUUAAGAUGCGGUCCAACCUGGAGAGAUUCCAAAUGACCAAGCUCCGCCCCUUCCAGGACAAGAUCCAGCGCCAAUACUUAAGCACUAACCUUACUGGACAUCUGGAGGAGAUGAUUCAGGCUGCCUACAACAAGUUCCAUGCCUGGCAGACCCGCCGAAUGAUGAGGAAAACUUGAAAGGAUGCAGAGAUGGACUGCUUUUUGUUGAAGAGGAGAAAAGAUUAGGGGAGGAAUAAAAAAAGAGAGUGAGGGAGGGAGGGAAAUCAGAAUCGGUAAACUCCUCUAUAACUUAGGCCUGAAGUGCUUCUCAGACCCGGUUUUAGCCCCAGGACUGAAAGCAAUCAGGAGGCGGUGCUAACUGCGACAGGACAAGGCAGGAUUCUGCUGUGACCUUAUUGGUCCAGAAGAUACGGACUAUGCCAAUCAAAAGCGACUGUAAUUUUUUUUUCUUGUUCCUUUUUGUUGUUGUUGUUCUUGGUCUGUUUUGUUGUUCUUCUUUUUUCUUUUCUUUGAGGAUGAAAACAUGUCUGGGUUCCACCAGUUUGUGAUGAGCCCAUAAAUUCUAACUUUGACAGUGUUGUACUCUAAGACCAAACGGUGGGCUUACUUGUAUUACAGGAAGGAUUCUCAGGAAACAUGGAUAUUCAAUGCAAAAGGACUUUGGAGAGAACAGGAGUGUCUUUUACCCAUGCACACACAGCACCGGAUGCUAUGACAAGGAAGAUUUCCCACAAAUCUAACAACGUCAGUGCAAUGCAGUCCUUUCUGAAGCAUAGGGUUCACACAGGUGCCCAUGCACAGCAGGGAAAGACAAUUAAAGCA
Chanos chanos (milkfish) is the source of this 2298-nucleotide messenger RNA. RefSeq names its product general transcription factor IIH, polypeptide 1 (gene gtf2h1). The transcript is spliced from 14 exons. Bases 1 to 1653 code for a protein of 550 amino acids. Gene Ontology annotation, biological process: DNA-templated transcription; nucleotide-excision repair. NCBI's taxonomy places the organism in Eukaryota, Metazoa, Chordata, Actinopteri, Gonorynchiformes, Chanidae. The record is from RefSeq and is a predicted model, not a curated record. Gene Ontology annotation, cellular component: transcription factor TFIIH core complex.